AGAAAGCUAAAAGCCUAAAACCCCUUCCUUUUUCUUUUUUAAUUUCUGCCGAUAAGCCCCCCUGACGCUUUGCGGAACCCAGAGAAACCUCCCGACUCUCGUCAAUCAAUGGCGCCCAAAAUCCUCUCCGCAUUCAUCUCUCCUCUCCCUCUCCCUCUCCCUCACCAUCUUACCAACCUCCAUUCCAGAGCCUUCACCAUUCACAGGUCGCCCCCUCGUCCUAUCCUCUGCAAAUCCACGCCGCCGCACAGGCCCCUCGUCUCCCCGCUCGAGCUCGCCGGACCCGAACCCGAAGGCACCGGGGCCGCAUCCCCGACCCGCGGCGAUACCUUCCUCCUCCGCCAGCGGUCCAUCGAGGCCGCGAGGCUCGCGAUGGAGGAGGUUAAGCCGAAGUACGCGGAGAAGAAGAAGGAGAAGAGGGAGAAGCUCCCGAAGGCUAGCUCCGCAGUCGCUUCCUGCUACGGCUGCGGAGCGCCGCUCCAGACCUCGGAAAUGGAUGCUCCGGGUUACGUCGACCCCGACACUUACCAAUUGAAGAAGAAACACCACCAGCUUAGGACGGUGCUCUGCCGGAGGUGCCGGCUCCUGUCUCAUGGCCACAUGAUAACCGCUGUUGGUGGAAAUGGUGGUUAUUCUGGCGGUAAGCAGUUUGUUACUGCUGAAGAGCUGAGAGACAAGUUAUCUCACUUGCGUCGCGAGAAAGCUCUCAUCAUCAAAUUGGUUGACAUUGUUGAUUUCAAUGGCAGUUUUCUGUCUCGUGUACGUGAUCUUGUUGGUGCAAAUCCCAUCAUAUUGGUUGUAACAAAGGUGGAUCUACUUCCUAAAGGGUCUGAUCUUAACUGUAUUGGCGAUUGGGUUGUUGAAGCUACUACAAAGAAAAAGCUCAACGUUCUCAGUGUCCAUCUUACUAGUUCGAAGUCAUUGACUGGCAUUGCUGGAGUCAUUUCAGAAAUCCAGAGGGAGAAAAAGGGACGGGACGUUUACAUCCUGGGUUCAGCCAACGUAGGUAAAUCUGCAUUUAUCAGUGCUUUACUGAGGCUGAUGGCAGAGAAAGACCCUAUUGCUGCAGCAGCUACGAGAUAUAAACCUCUGGAAUCUGCUGUCCCUGGAACAACCUUAGGGCCAAUUCAAAUUGAGGCUUUCCCAGGGGGAGCGAAGCUGUAUGACACACCUGGAGUACAUCUCCACCAUAGGCAAGCGGCAAUUGUUCAUGCUGAAGACCUACCUGCUCUUGCUCCUCAAAAUCGGCUUAGAGGUCAAAAAUUUCCGGUGACUAGCAGUGUUGAACCCAGUUGCUUAAAUGGGUUCUCAGUAUUUUGGGGAGGCCUCGUUAGGAUUGACAUUAUAAAGGUUCUUCCAGAAACAAAUCUAACAUUUUAUGGGCCCAGAGGUUUACAGAUUCAUAUGGUACCCACUGCCAAAGCAGACAGUUUUUACCAGGAAAAUGUUGGAGUACUCUUGACUCCUCCAACUGGUAAAGACAGAGCACGCGACUGGAAAGGCCUCGAAAUAGAGCGUCAGUUGCUAAUUAAGUUCGAAGAUAUAGACAGGCCUGCUUGUGAUGUGGCUAUAUCAGGUCUUGGGUGGAUACGUGUUGAACUGGUGAAAAAGUCACUUGCAAAUGCUGAGUUAGCUUUGCAGGAAACACCCAAAGAACUACAUCUUUUAGUCCAUGUUCCCCGGCCAGUCGAGAUAUUUGUUAGACCUCCUAUGCCAGUGGGCAAGGCUGGAGCAGAGUGGUAUCAAUACCAAGAACUGACGGAGAAGGAAGAGGAAGUGAGACCGAAAUGGAACUUUUGAUGCUUGAGUUUCUGUGACUACUUGUACAUAAUUGAUGGUAGACACAUUCCCAAUGGAACGGGAACUUUUUACCUGAACACAUUCUUGCAACGUGGAUAGCUGACUCAGGUUACAGUAGGUAUCUUGGAGUUUCUGGGCUGUGGUGCGGAGAAGCUGAGAGUUGAUGUUACAUUCAGUGAUGGAGCUGGAGAAUUUUCAGCAUGGGUUCUCUCAAUACCACACGGACAAAGGGGUGAACAAAUCGGAAGGCCUUCCCCUAAGCUGAGCUCUUAUGAUACCUCCGGAUAUGGAAGUGCAUCGUUUGUUUUGCAAGUUCAUACCUCAAUGUGUAAAUUAGUAAAUUGCGUCCUCUAAUAAAUGUCAGAUGACAUGUAAUGCCAAAUUUUGAUUUUUGAUUGAAAUCAGUGUUUGAUUCUUAUCGACA
Messenger RNA from Eucalyptus grandis, 2224 nucleotides. RefSeq names its product putative nitric oxide synthase. The transcript is spliced from 13 exons. NCBI's taxonomy places the organism in Eukaryota, Viridiplantae, Streptophyta, Magnoliopsida, Myrtales, Myrtaceae. Gene Ontology annotation, molecular function: GTP binding; GTPase activity. Bases 109 to 1800 code for a protein of 563 amino acids. The record is from RefSeq and is a predicted model, not a curated record.